AUGAGUAACCAUCUAUGUCCAAGUGUGGGUUCAUCCGUGGAUAGCACGCUCUUCAACGUUCUGGCGGCGGGGAGGGAAAAGAGCAAGCAGACGCUAGAGGAAAUUAAGGAACUCCAAGAAAGGAACAAAACGUUGAUGAAAAAUGAGCUCGAAGAAUACAGAAUCGUUAACGAGCUUAUUAGUGAGAAUAUAGGAUCCAUGACGAACCUUCUAACUACCCAUAGCGAUUCAUCACAGUUAAGCGGCACACUGGGAGGGGUGGAGAAAGCACAAGAGGUGACAGAAUCGAGGGAAGAGGAGGAGGAAUUAUACCACGAACCCAUACCUCGUUGGGACGAUAAUAGCGGAGGAGUGGACAAAACAAAACAUCACACCAGCACACAUUUGGAGGAGAAUGCAGAAAUCACAGAGAAGGAAAGGAGAGAGGAAGGUGCAGUAGUUACCUGGGACAAAAUUAGUAACCAUGAGAGUGACCAAAUUAGUAAAGAGAGGAGAGACCAAAUUGGUAACCAUGAGAAGCCUCCCCAAAAAGGAGAUGCAUAUGCGGGAUUCCCUUCCAGGAUGAAUCUACUCCAACUGAAGAAAAAAAUAGAGCGUCAACGAUUGGCCCUCUCAGACAUGAAGGGCUAUAAGACGAAUACUAUGUUACUUAGCGAGGUGGAGAAAAUAAGGCAGUUAUCUUCUAGCGAUAGAACAGUCGUAAAAACUGAUGCAAUGGGUUCGUUACAUCAGCAAGGAACUGGAAGGAAUGAUCAUGGUUCUGUUUCUAAAUUGGCCUUAAAUGAGGACACAACCAUUUGGCACACUCCAAAUGGAGAAGACAAGAAGGAUUGCAUUAACGGAGGAGGAAUUAUUCAGCAACUUCUGAUGAGCAGUGAUUUCCGUAGUUCCAUCAGUUCCAAGGGGGCGCAGUGUGAGCCUCUGGGUGAGUCGUUCACCAUGUCCAUGGAUAGUGGACCUAAGGGGGGUAAUCCUAACAAGUCGAGUAGUGGGGAUGAUACUACAAAAAUGAGAAGUGCCGACUGUAACGUUCAUGUAGAAGCAGAUGCAGUUGGGAUGAUGAAAAACUUCCUUCAUCCAAUCCGUUCUGUCGGAGAUUUCCCAUUCCCCUCCAGUGAUGAGUUGGAACGUAGUAAAUGUGGAGACACCACUCCAUGUAGGAACAGCAACGACGCUAUGGGAAUGAGUCGGAUAGAUUCGCAAUACUUUACGGGAGAAAUUAUUGGAGAGGAUAACGGAGGGCAGAGUCUCCCUAAGUAUGCGUGCUUGCAAAGGGGAAAGGACACAGGAGGAUCUACCAAUCACCCUAUUGUGACAAAGAAACAUUUAAGAGGUGAACAAACAGAUGAUCAUAAGUUUCUGGAUGUUGUAAUUAGAUUAUCCAGAUUAAGAAUUAAUGAAAAAUUUAAAAGGAAGCUACAGUUUUUCAACAACUUCUGUCUGUCCAUUUGUGUUCCGAUUUCGUAUGAGAAGGAAUCUGAUGGAGUAGAGAAAGAACAAGGUGGACGGAGCGCCAGUGUAAAUGUUAUGAGUACAUGUAGGAUGCCACCAAUGAAUGAGGAUCUGGAUAUACCCAAUUUGGAAAAGAUACAUAUGGAGGGGAGUGGAAGGGAUACGAAAAGUAAUAGAAGCGGGAAAUAUCUAAACCACACAAAAGGAACGAAUGAAGGAAGGAAUGAAGGAAAGACCAAUGGACACGACGUCUUCAUCACGUACGAUAAUGUUUGCCUAAAAAGCAACCAUGUAAAUGAAAACUUUAUCAAUUGGGGGGAUGAUAUACAUUAUAAGGUGGAGAGACAACUUUUUGAGAACCUCGAGAAGAUAGCCAUUUUACUAUGCGCCAGCGAGUAUGAAGAGGGAGGAAGGAAAAAAAAAAAAAAAAAAAAAAAAAAUUCAUCCAAAUUGUUUACUAUGCAACAGAAAAACGUUACCAUCAUCAAGUCUCUCAAUAGGCCAUUCAUUGUUCCUGAUUGGUACGAAAUUUUGGCGUAUGGUGAAGUUCCUUUUAUAUCAAAAGUUGAUGUGGAAACGCCACUAAGGGAGUUGUGUUUCCCAUGGGGGGAUUCCUCCAACUUGGUGAAGCGUCCACCUGUAAUGGUCUACCUGCAACUUUCCAUACAGUACCUAUCGAAAGGGGAAGAUAAUUGUUUUCUCCGCAGAAAGGGGAAAACUUCAGAGAGGCGUUCCUUGACGGAACCCUCACGACGAGAAAGAGUUGAAUCACGAGAGGAUGGAAAUCUCUAUGGCGAAAUGAGGAAUGCCUCCAAAGAGCACAUUACGCAAGAUUUUGAGAGUAACCGUAGCAACUAUGCAGGGGAAAAACACACACAGGAAGUAGACACUGAAAAGGGAAAGAGAAGACAUGUUGAUUCAUCCUCCGCAACGGUAGCACAUUGCUCCAAUCGUGAUGUGAACGAUGUGCUGUAUAUUUACGUGCAUAAAAUGGUGAAUUUGUCGAAGGAGGCCUUUGAUAAUAUAUCCAUCUGUGUAAGGUUCACCAAAGAGGAAAAGUAUGACUAUAAGAAUUUUCCCCUGGAGGAGGAAAAAACAUUUGAUUUUUUUGUACACUCCAAGAGAAAAUUGAAUGAACUACGGGAGGUGAUAAUAGAGGUGUGGAGGGACUGCAUUGGGGAGGCCAGAAGAAGGAGGAGUCACCAGGGGGAAAAUUACCCCCAAGAGGAAGGUAGGGAUUGCGUUGGAAUAGUGAAUAUCCCUUUGGAAGAUAUUAUCGAAAAAGAACAAGUGAUAUGUUUGGAGAAACAUUUGGAAAUGACUCAUCAGUUUUACGAAAAUAUAAACUUUUUGUUUUGGAUCAUUCUGGUAAGAGGACAGGGAAAUAAACAAGAAAAUGUUCGGCAGUUUUGUGAAAAGUACAUCGAAAAUUAUUCCAGCGAAGCCAAUCAUUCCGUACCGAAUGGAAGUGACCGGAUGGAUAAAUCAGUAACGAGUUCCGUCUUAGCUCCACCGGGUAGCGUUCUACAGGGCAGUGACCCAUCCGAUAGCAACCCAUUCGGGGAGGAAAAAUCAUCCAUGUCCAUCAAUGAGCAAUACUUUAUCUAUGACGAGGAGAGCCUUUACAACAGGGAGUGCUACGUGUACGAGAUGCAGAGGGAGGUGUUACAGAAGGAUGUACGUAGUGGUGCUCUGAUAGCCAGUGUUAUGGAGAAGAGUGCAGGGAUCGCAGCGAAUGGGGACGAAAAAAACGAUGAUCUGAGGAUCGAUGAUGAAGGAAUAGAGGAUCACAUUGAAGAGAACGACGUGAGUGUAAGCGCCAUCAACAGUGAUGGAGACGAGCAUGAGCAGACGAAAAAAAGAAUGUUAGAGAGAACGAAGAGGGAGAAAACAAACAAAAGGGAAAAGAACCCAUCGAUCUACCUACCAAUCGAGUUCAUCAAAGAAGAACUACUUCUACGAGGAAUGAAGGAACAGUCAGUCCACGUAAUGAUAGCAGACAUGAAAAAAAACACAACCAAAAAGGACGACAAGUAUAUUUUAAAAACACAUGUUGAAGAAUACAUUGAUAAAAUAUUUACCAGAUGGGAAAAAUUAACAAAUAAAUUAUUUAUUAGAAAUAAAAAAAAAAUGCACCUAAAUGAUGUGUGUGAAUAUUUGGAUAACAUGUACAUUGAUGACGAUAGAUACAUUAGUAAGGAAGAAUUUUUCAUUUUUUUUCAGGAGGUCGGCAUCGUUUUCGUAGACUCCACUGUAUUCGAUGAUCUGUGCUUACUGUUCUUUGAUAACGAAAGGAAGGAAAUAUAUUUUUCAGCCUUCUCCUCCCUGAUUAUAAAAAGAGGAGUUGAGGAACUCAAAAAUACUGUGUAUGGUUACGACGUUUUGUUGAAACUUUUUGGAUCCUUCUACGAGAACCAGGUGACAAUAGAAAACCUAGAAAAUGAAUUAGUAAAAAUUAACCUCCAGACAAAGAAUUAUUAUUCAUCUAGAAUCAAAAGGUACUUUUCUUCCGAGGCAUUGAGGAAUUCAUCCAUUUAUCAGGGUACUGCAGAUGAAAAUUUAGGGCGCUUUUUAAAAGAGGAAGAAAAUGUGUGUUCUUGUACCUCUCUGUUGUUUUUACACUCCAUCAGAUUUAUGCUGAAUAGAUUCAACAACAAGGAUUUCUCCAACCAGGAUUUAUUUUUCCUGGUCAAGUAUCUCUUGCAGACGCAAUGUAACUACUCGCGAAUGGAUAUUCGCGUCCUUGUGAACGUUAUCAAGGGCAUUGAAUCCGUUAAUUUGAGCUUCUUCCUUGCUCUCUACCAUAUGUAUGUGGAACAACACUCCUCAGGAGAGGGCCUACCAGAUGAUGCGCAUGUUGCACGUAGCGAGACCUUUCCGGGGGGUGAGCAUAGUGAAGAGGAAGAAAAGCGCAUCCUCCUUUGUCAAGGCAUGGGUGACAGCACAGAUGGACGGAUUGGUAAUGCCAUGAUCGCAUCUUCUCCCCGAGGAAGCGCGCUCGAUCAAACAGAUCAUACAUCUGGCAACGAAGCGAACCAGGAAGCGGACUACGAAGCGGAUUGCGAAGCGGAUUGCGAAGCGGAUUGCGAAGCGGAUUGCGAAUAUAACCCCUCAUCAUGUGGAGGCGACGAGGAGGGAGGACAGAUGGCUUUGUUCAUGAUGGAGAAAAAUGACAGGGAAGAAUCACUCCAUACGGGGGAGCCCAAUAAAGGUAGUGACAUUAUUAAGGGCGACGCCCCUCUGCAGGAGGAGAGUACCCCCAUGGGGGAGGCCCAAACGGAUGAACAAAAUUAUGAUGGUACGAAGGAACCCUUGGGAGAGAUUAGUACCAGCAUAACAGAGACACAAUGCGAUCCCAGUUUGAUAAGUGGUUUAAAGGAUCCGGGACGGAAGGACCAAACAGGUGAUCACACGAUUGCAAGAAAAACAUCUAAUGAUGCACCGUCAAAUUAUAGGAGGCAAAAAUACAUGAGCCAAACGAAUAGAACUACUUUUUGGAACGCCACAGAGGAGAGGAAAAAUAUCAGUAAGCCAAGAAAAGACAUAAGGAAAGGAUUAAAAUAUAUACUCAUGAUUCUACAUGGGAAAAUUGUGAGUGGGCUUAUAACUUUGGAAUAUAUUUCUGAGUGUCUCUUUCGCUACUUCGGGAGAACAAGGAGAAAGGAUAGAAAUGAAGAGAAUGACAAAGUCGAGUUGCUCAUUCUGUUCGAUAUGUUGGGUCUUUACACAUCUUAUGAGAUUGCCCUGAAGGUACUGGACUGGUACGCAGGACAGGUAAUUCUAAAUAGGGGAGAAGAUAACCAUAACGGUGUGUCUGUAAACAGGUUAGAAGGAGCAGUGUGGAGAGGAAAUCUUUUUGAGGGACAUCACCAUCGGAACAUCUCCCUGCUACGGGACUUCACAGCCAUCAAUCACGAACAUAACAUAAAGAAAAUUAUGGAGAGGCACUAUCUUAACGAGCACGUAGGUGGAAGCAUAUUUUCAGGUAGCACACUGGAACAUUUUUUUGCUCUCCUAAAGGAAAAAGACAUAGGCAUAAAGGCUUUUUCCAAAAGAAAUAUUUUCACGUACAAGGAUUUUUACGGAACAGUUGAGAAUCUCAAUUUAGAUUUCUCCAGAAAUUAUAUGCGUCUGUUGUUUUCUAAUUUAUUAACCUACGACUUGACCUCCUUCACCAGCGUAAACAACAAGCUUAUUUUUUACGACUGCAUGGAGGCUUAUUGGUUGAACUGGAACAGGACCCACUUUGAGUUCCACGGGGGGGAAGUGCACACUGAGCCACAGAUGGAGCCACAGGUGAGGCAAGAAGCGGAACAGGGAUCGAUGGCCCUAUUGGACAGUGUCAAGCAGAGGAGAAAAGAGCUAGCCAUUUUUAACAGAACAAAUCAAGAGGGGACCCCAAAGAAAGUCAGUUAUAUUCCUUACAGAAGCAGAUUAGUACUUGUGCACGAGGAGUUGACCACUUCCAUGGAGAAGGGUGUCCCAGUGAGGGAUUCAACAUCGGGGGUGACUCACAUACUUGGAACUCUCCCCCUGUACAGUUUAUUCUUUUACAUUUCCGAGAAUGGAAUUCUAAAAGGAGAAGAACUAAUAAAGCACUACUUUUUUAUGAACAUGUUCAGAUGCGAAAUGAGCUCUUUAAAUGUGGAUGAUUAUGCGAAUGAUAUUUAUACGUUUUACGAUUUUUGGCAAGUUUGCAAAGACAAAUGUAUGAAUCUGUGCAAGUGUAGCGAUGAUGACUCAUUUAGGGAGGAUCUUUUAAGGCUGAUAGUGAUCAUAGAUAAUGACCACCAUAGUGGUAAAGAUGCAAUACGGAAGGGAUACAGCGGAGGAAUGAACCCCAUGGGUGGAUCGACUAUAGCCAAGUCGCCUUGCUCACUUCAAACCCUAUUGAAGGGGAAGAGUCACCUAUUUUCGAAGAAUUUCAGAAACAAUCUCCGCAUUUUGCGGAUGGCCGUAGAGAACCUGCGCAAGGGAAUCACCGACGAUUCGAACUUCCCCCUGGGUUACUUCCUUGGACGCAGUCGUAGCGCAAUAAGCCAGAGUGUCGUGAGCUCUAACGUCAAUUGGAACAGAAGCGGGAGUUAUGAUGGGGCUCUGGGAAGACGAAAGGGGAGCACACACACGGGGGAUGUAUCACUUGUGGAGUUUCUCAAAAGGAAUAAACAUGUCGUAAGGCACAUCCGGGAAUUCUUUUACCUAUUUGUUUUCUGUUGCAAAGUAGCGAACAACGAGUCAGUGGAUUUGUCCUUUCACGAGCAGGAGUGGAUUUUAUAUCGGGGCAAAUUCAAGGCUCACUACUCGCAGAGGGUGGAGAAUAAACAAACGUACGUGUCUUCUGAUGGUUUAAAGACAAGAAAAGAGGAUAAGCCUAAUUACUCUCCAUUUGUAUAUAAGGAAGUGUGCAUAUGUUGUGAAGAGAAGAAAUUUACGAGCCAAGAGUACAAGUUGAUGGUGUAUCCAUACCUCCUUCUACUUUGUGACUUGCUAAAAAAAAUUGUGCACAUUUAUAAAGAUGGACAUACGUCCUAUGUGAAGAAACGAUUUGUUCUUAAUUAUGAAGAUAAAAAUGCGAGGAUAACUUUUUUGCAUCGGGUGGAAAAUAUUAUGACCAGGUCAGGCAGUUUUGACUCCAAAGAAUGGAACAAGAUAUACAGCAUAUUUGAAGCUCUACACGUUAGAAUUGAUGAAUUUCUUUUAAAUCUGUGGAAAUGUCUGGAGAUGAAUAAUUACAUCGUGAAACUCCCCAAUGGAGCUAUCCUUUUCAACGAUAGUUAUAAUACCAUGUGGGAUUUGAUGAAGCCCAAGGGGAGUGGCCGUUCUUCCCAUUGGGGAGAUGUACGUACAGGUAGGAAGACGAACAUUCCAGGCAAAAGUACCUUCCUGGGGGUGAGGAAAACAGAUCAUAAUUCUGAUGAAUGGAACAAACUGUACGUAAAAAAUGUAAAAUAUGUUAUUGUCUUUAACAAGCUGUUGUUGUCCGAUGUACGGGGGAUCAAGGAGAGGAGUGUACUUCAGACGAACUACUUCACACAUGACAAAAUUUUCACGACACACAUGACGAAUUUGUACGUGAGGACAUUAUUUAAUGAGUGCAUAUUGACAGGACUAAACAUUAACCGAUUGUUCGCACAUAUAGAUAAAAAAGACUCAUUCAUUUAUGUCCUGUCCAAGAAUUUCAAUCAUAUUUUUUCUGAAGAAGACAUAGCAUUAUUUGUAAAGAAAUACUCCUUCAUAGUGGAUAUGACAUCUCUCCAUUUGAGAAAUUCAUGCCAUAAUUUUUUUUCAACAAAAAUUUUUUUAAAUGACCUGUACAGGCAAGGUGAAUAUUACAAUGCGGAGUUGAAGGGAAAGCUGUUCAAAUUUUUUUUUAAGAACGAAAAUGUAUUUUUUUGCAAACACCACCAGCGCAUUGCGCAUACUAAUUUCGAACCAAUGGAUAAACACCAUUUUAUAUCUUGUGAUAAGCUCAAGAACAUUUUGUCCUUGCAUGGUUUGUUUCUUUCAUGGGCUGAGUUGUACGACUUUUUCCAGCCGCUCAACAAAUUCUGCGUCAUUUACGAUUCUAAGAAGUUUGAGCUACACGAGGCGGGGAAACCGGGCCCAUACAUCUUGAAGGCGUACAUCAACCUGCCGAAUUUGUUGCGCUUAGCGGGGCAGGAGGCACAAAGGGGAGUGGAAAGGCACAAAGAGGGGGAGGUGUGGAACAAAAAGGGGGCGAAAUACCCAUCCAAAGAUAACCUCAAGAAAGAGAAAGAUGUGGAAAAAUCUGGAUCAAAAAAUGAUUUUCACAAAAAAGACAGCUACACGGAAAAGAUGCCCCCAAGCGACCCCCACUUGUCGUCUUGCAAAUUUGGAAGUAGGAUCUUCUCGGGGAUGGCCCCAUCUAAAAAAGAACCACCACGAAAGACAACCACAAAGGGGAGAAAAGCAAAGGAAGAAGAACCAAAAAAAAUACUUCAUCUUGACAGUGAAGCGGUGUACACAAAUUUAACAAAAACGAAAGGGCUACUUAGGACAUACUUCUACGACUUUCGUUUUAACAGCCUAACCAUGGGAAGAAUUUUAUUUUUUUUUUUCAUCAAGCUAGCCAAUUUGAAGUCGAAAAGCGAUCUCACACAUGGGCAAAUGUAUUAUGGGAUAAAAUGUGCAGGGAAAAAGGAUAUCGUAAAGGAAGAAAUGAAAAAUGCAUGCCACCUGUUGCUCAACAUGGAUGAAAAUAAGUUAAACUCCAUCAUACCAGAUGACUUUGUUUUGAAAAAAAAAGAGUUUCUAAAUGGUGUUCAUUUAAAUUUAUUCCUUCUCAGAGAUAGGUUGGACUUCUUAUUCGGAGAGGAUCAUUCCUCACCAAUUCAUGUGCAUCAGUUUGUUCAUUUUUUCGACACAGAGAAAGGUGCAAUCUCCUUUUCGAAUUACAGAUUCGUAUACAACUUUGCCUACGAGUGGGUAAAUCUCAUGCACAUGAAGGAUGAAUAUGUCAGUAGGGAGUAUUGUGAGGCGUUGCUUGCAGAGUUUCGCUUGCCUGACAUGGCGGAUGAUAGCGAUGGGGAUGAAUCCAAUGUGAAGAAAAAAAAAGAAAAUUUUCAAAACGGAGCAGAGACCAUGGCACAGAAUGAGAAGCUUGUAUUGCGGAGUCUCCCGGAGAGAGAAGCUACUCCUAGUAACUCCAGUCCGAGUUGCGCCAAUCUGCAUGACCCAUUAAAAGACAACCGAAAAAAUCCCCCCGUAAGGGAACCUCUUUCGAAAGACGAACUUGUGAAGAUGUUCGAAAAGAACAUAAAAGGAAAGUGGAAGAAAAUACUCCUGCCGAUUUUUCAGCGCAAGGAUUUCUAUGUACAUCGAUUUAGGAUUAAAAUAAAGGAGUUUACAGGGUUGAAAUCUUUUGUGCGCAAAAUGGAAAACAAAAAGUGGGGAGGGGGGGAGCCCAACGUGGAUAAUAAAUCUAUCCAUUCGAAUCGAUCAAACCGGCCGAAUCGACCGAAACAGGUUAGCGCUCCUAUCUCACUCAGCUACUUUUGUUGUUUUGCCAUGAAAGAAAUCGUGAUCGAAAACAUAUAUGCAGAGAGUACUAUACCCCUUGGAGGAGAAACAAAAAAAGGUGGCGAUUGCCUGCAUGCGAAUUAUCUCUUCGAGCACACCUUCUCAACCAUAAGGGAAAAAGACAUAAUUACGCUCUUCGAACAUAAUAAGAAAAUCUUCAAGCUGAAAUUGCUCCAGGAAGGGAACAUCAUAGCGGAAGCAGAUCUACACAUUCUGGAGAUGUUUUCGAUCAUGCGGAAUGAGGAAAAGAAGAGCCACAAGAUUUUAUGUUUUAUUCCUACCGAUGCUGAUAAUAAGAACAUUAUCUUUUUAGAUGUAGACAUGUAUUAUGAGAGGACGGAAAAGGGCUCAGGUGAUCCCAUAUUUGAAACUAGCCAUAGAGUAGUUAGCCCCAAUUUCUGCGUUGAACAACCAGCCCAAGAGAAUCCCCAUCAGAUGAACUUAGCAAAAUCAAAUUCAUCCAUCCUACGUAUAUCUGAAAAAAGCUCUUCUAAUAAAAAGGAAUUAAUAAAAAGAAACCAAUCUGGAUUAAGUAACAAUUGGUUUGAUGAUAAAUCGGCUCAUCGCGCAAACCAUUGUAUGCAUCAGGAAGAUAAAUCCACCUUAAUCCACAGAAGGACCAAUUGUACUCUUGUUGAUAGCCGACAGAGGAGAGACGGAUUGACAUCCUCACCUGUGGUGCACCCACGGGUAACAAACGGAACCACCCAAAUGAUGCGUAGGUGCAGUGGAGAAUACGUUUGGUUUAGAAAUGGCCGAGAGGUUCUUUUGGCAAAUCAUGGAGGAGCAAUUGUCACACAUGGUGAUGGUGCCAACAAGACCAACUGUAUGGAUGAAAGCAUCUGUACCGAGUCAAAAUCGAUCAUCCCGGUUGAUGAUAUAUUGGGGGUACACACCUGCAGAGAGAACCCCAACGGAAAGCAUAGUAGUAGAGCCGAGUAUCAAAUGAAAGAUAAGGACGGAAAUGUGAACAGAUGGAAAAAGGAUAUCAGCCACAUCUACCUAACCAUUAAUCGGAUAAUCCUUCCAACAUACGUAAUUAGAAAAAUGCUUAAUAGAAUAAGUGGAAAUGAAAAUGUAGACCGGCGGGGUGACGAUGUAUUUGUAGCUGUUUACGUGGAGGUGUAUCAGAGGAUGGACCCCUCACAUGGGAGUGGCAGUAUCCACAGUAGAGGCGAUGGGAUGUACGAGUUGCUCUCCCGAUCCAUUCCACAAAUGGUCAAUUGGGAAGAGGGAGACACCUCCCCAGAGGGUAGCGAUGAAAGUUUAGAAAGUUGCUGCGAAGACGGCGGCGGUGGGGAUUAUGAAAGUCAUGUCGAUAAUGGAGCAGUGGGCAGAGAGAGUAGUCGACCAAACGGUACAUCACCUGAUGGAGAUAGGGGAAAACUUCACCACAUAAAUACAAAUCUCGGUGAGCAGAUGCAUCCUUUCACGGAUGAAUCACAUUCAGCAAGCAAGAAACUACAAAAGGAGAAGGAGGAGAAAAAAAAAAAAAAAAAAAAAAAAUUGUCAGGAAAACGCUUAAGAAUAUACAACUUGAAGAUAAAGCAUAGGGAAAUUAUCAAAACGGAGAGCAGUCCAUACGUGGAGGGGAAGAUAACUGUGAAGGCUCUGAUUUCACUUAAUCAGAUUUCUGAGGAUGUCACAAUUGGAGAGAACUUUUUUAAGAUAAAAAAUAUUUUACACGAAAAUGAUGAUAUAGUAUUGUGCUGGGAGAGCUUGUUUCAUGGUAUUUAUGGAGAAAAUACACUUUUUGACGAAAAGGAGGAAAGGAAAAUGCUAAUGGACAACUCAGAUGGAAGGAUGGGUUCUUCUACUGAUCAGGUUAUAAGGAGGAACAAAGUCCAAAUGGUGAAAUAUCCCAAGGAGGAAGUUGAAAAUUUAGCAAUCGUACCACAUAUAGAUGAUGACAAAAGGGAGAAUGAUGAAACGAUACUUGGGAAAAAAUCUUCUUUAGAAAAAAAAAAAAAAAAGGAAAAUUCUAUCGUACAGUUCGAUAGCGCAAAUGCGAAUGGGAGAGACGGAAGAGAGAAACAACCCCUUGGCUAUGUGUCAUUUGAAUAUGAAAUAAAAAGGACAGAAGAUGAAAAGAAUUACGAGAAGAGAGAUUACUUUGUAAUACCCAAUUUUGUAAAAAUUUAUUUUCUAAAAAAAAAUAAAAAAAAUGAUCAUCUAUUGAACGAAAAAAAUGACUUGUUGAGAAAAACAGUUUUGGACAAAUUAUUUGGAGAUGUACUGAGGAAGAUCAAUUACAGAAAAUAUGUAAAGGUAGAUACUCUCUUGGAUGCACUGAAUAAUUCAAUCUAUUUCAAUUACAUGGACUACGUUAUCAGACUGUUUCGACAUUAUGUGGGUGGGGACAUGUCGUUAUUCUUUCCUGUGGAAAAUAUUUUAUUAAUUUUAGCCUUAAGGAAAUUGUCCUCUCAUUUUUCCAACGUGAUGAUGCAUUUAUGUAAGGAGGUUCAUCAGCUUGACGGAGAUGUCAACUCUUUGGGUGUGGUAGAAUGGUCUCAUUUCAUCAAGUGUAUGUUGAAAGCCCAGUGUGGUUCCACUAAAGGGGGAGAUGUAACAGAAGGUAGAAGCACUAAAAAUGUUAAGCGUGAAAUGCCUGUAAGAGCAUCGAAGCAGAAUCGACAUGACAAAUUCUACCAUAAACGGAACAAAUGGGAAGGGCAUAAAAUGAAGAUUUUUUCUUCAACAUCAUCUUGCGUAUCCUCCUUUUCUGCCUUCACCCAAGGAGAUACAGGAAAUGACACUUCUUCUACGGUCUCUUCAACAGAUUUGCACAUGGAAGGAGAAACUUCUCUACAAGUGAAGCAUAGGAUGAAGGAAGUAAAACCCCUCAGUCAGAGAGACUGGUGUUUGUUGAACCAAUGGGAAAAGUGGCACCUUCACAAAAACGGCAAGAGCUUCUUCUUCCUUUUGUUGUUCCUAGAUGAUAUGCUUAUUUUUUACAGAGAAAAUAAACACGCAGUGAAGAAAGACGAAAUGCAUAUAUCGCUACCCCACACGUGCGGUCAUGCCCAGGUGAAGAACAAAGAGUGCCCUCUCCAUAUAUCGCACUAUUUCAGUGAACUGAAAAAUGGUUUAACGAGGAAACGUGGAUUUUCUAAUGGGAAGGUGUGCGGUGAGGUGGGAUAUUCGCCGUGCGACAUAAGUGCAAACAGAAACUGUUCGAAAAAUUGGUUGCGUUGUUGGGGCAACCACGGAGGAGACAUAGAUCAUGCACAACGGUAUGCACUAAAGACAUGCAACCAUAGUGGAAACCAUUUCGAAUCUUCUGCUCGUUAUGCACACAGAAGAAGAACGACCCUGAGCAAACACCGCAGUAGUGAUGCAUCCCCCGAAGAGAUGUACAGAAGAAGCACAAGUGCAUCCAAUCUUCUACUUGCACGUGAGCAAAAGGGUAAGAAGAGAACCUCCAUAUAUCAUUACAACCUUUUAAGAGAUGAAUCGAGGAUCCCCCCAGUGAAGGAUCCAAGUGAUGAGGAAUGCACAAAUGGAGUUAACGGAUUUACAGUGCUAGGUAGGGAUAACAAAUCAGACAAUUUGUAUUUCUUGCAAGGUGAAAAUGAAGACACGGUUAUUCAAAUGGACAGAAGGAAUAAAGGAAAGGUUGACUCUUCUCCCUAUAGACUUUACGUCAAGGUGAAAAAAUUACUUAACGCGGUGACAUUAGUAAAGCAAAAGAUGGCAAUGACAUUCCAAAUAGUGUUGAGCAAUUACGACUGGAUGCAAGCGGAUCAUAUGCCCCCCUAUUUUGUUACCCCCCAAGAUGGCUAUAUUAUCAAUAAAAUUCAGGCGGUAAGUAGGCCCCUUUCGAAUAACCCCCAUUCGGGUAUUAAAACGGUAGUUGUUCUGACACUUCCAACAUAUGAGGAAAUGAGAAAUCUAUCCACCGCCAUGGUAACGAACAAUACAGCAAGUCUUCCUGAUUUUCUAUUCAAGGGAAAUGGUAAAAGGGGCACAUCUUAUGCCCUCUUGAAAAUGUGCUUGCAGAAUUUGUCUCUCCAAAUAUCUUUUUAUGAUAUCCCAUUUGGGAGCGACAUUUUGUCGGGAGAGUUACAUACCAAUGACGACCUCCUAGGGUGUAGCAUCUACCCGCAGAAACCACAAAAGUGGAGAACGAACAAGACCCUCGUUGCUAGCACGUUCAUUCCGCUAACUGUUCUUUUGAAAAACCAUAAGACCAAGGUUAGGGCGCCUCUGGUUGUUUCUCCAUUUUGCAACCGUCCAGCAAGACGAAGCGACAUGGAGGUGGAAAUUCUCCUUAAGUAUGAGAGGGUGGACAUUAGAGGCGUGGAACAGAACGACGUACAUACAGUUGUGAAAAAGAAUGGGCAGAAAUUUAUGCAAAAGAACGCGCAUAAUUUUAUGCAAAAGCAUGCACACAAUUUUGUGCAGACGAAAUUCAUCCAGGCGAAACCCACGGAGGACAAAUCCCAGCUGCUCAAGUCCAAGAUCGAGACGUGGGCGCACGGAAACUUCUAUGGGAAGGAAAAAACACCCGAAUAUUGCAUCGUACCUGACGGUUUAAAUGUCGACUCCUCUGCAGAAACGCAAUCAGGGUUCCGCUUAAGUGACGACUUGGACCUGUCGGGGGGACACAACUCGCUUGACUUCUCUAAUAUUCCCCUACUAAUCCUUCCGAAGAUCCCCCCGCCCAUAUCGUAG
Plasmodium knowlesi strain H is the source of this 14166-nucleotide messenger RNA. Its product is annotated as conserved Plasmodium protein, unknown function. The transcript has a single exon. Lineage: Eukaryota; Apicomplexa; Aconoidasida; Haemosporida; Plasmodiidae. The coding region runs from base 1 to 14166 and encodes 4721 amino acids. The record is from RefSeq and is a predicted model, not a curated record.